This is a messenger RNA of Lucilia cuprina (Australian sheep blowfly), 517 nucleotides long. RefSeq lists its product as uncharacterized. Gene Ontology annotation, molecular function: transmembrane monodehydroascorbate reductase activity. Bases 2 to 472 code for a protein of 156 amino acids. The transcript has 2 exons. The record is from RefSeq and is a predicted model, not a curated record. Lineage: Eukaryota; Metazoa; Arthropoda; Insecta; Diptera; Calliphoridae.
GAUGGUGCGUUAUCCGGGCAAUUUAUUGCUUAAUCAAUACAUGUCUUCUUCCACUAAAAACCUAAUACAUGGUCUAUUGCAAUUUGUGGGUGGUUCUUUGGGCAUUGGUGGGACAUUACAAAAAUAUUGGGGCAAAGAGAUACAUUUUAAAUCGAUACAUGCCAAAUUGGGCUUGGCAGCUUGCAUAUUGUGCACUAUUAAUUUUGUAAGCGGCCUUGUUAGUCUCUUCUAUCCUGCCUCCCUGGGUAGUAUACGCUUAAUGCAUGGCCUUUUGGGUUUGACCACUUUUAUUAUCGGCAUGUUGUGUCAAUUCUAUGGCUAUGAGACUGGUUUCUUUAAUCGUAAUUUUUCGCUUAAGGAAAAACAUUUAUAUAAAUUUUUUACUAUUGUGAUUUUAGCUUUAACUACAAUUGGACCAUUGAAAUUAUUUUUAUUUAAAUUAAGCAAAUUAAUGUUUAAUGAAUCUCUGUGAAAUUAUUAGAAUUUAUUUUGUUGUAUUUUUUAAGGAUAUGUAUUG